Chrysemys picta bellii (western painted turtle) is the source of this 1338-nucleotide messenger RNA. The record is from RefSeq and is a predicted model, not a curated record. Lineage: Eukaryota; Metazoa; Chordata; Testudines; Emydidae.
UCGGGCGGCUGUCUACCCGCCGCUUUUGUGCGGACGCAUCCUUGGAGUGGGUCCCCCGGGGCACCAGCCCCUUCUCUUCAGCGCUGCUGUGAGGCUCGGGCCGGUGGCUGGGCUGCGGCCUCUGUCUCCUGGCGCUCAGAGUGCGCCUCCCCCCCAUCUCCGUGCCCGGGGUUGGCCUUGGCUAGUGGGGCAGAGACGGGCUCUGCUGACAGCUGCGGUCACCCACCCGUGCUGCCCAGGGCGGAGACAAGUGGGGGGGUUCCGGGGGCGCUGCUCAUUCCGGCUGCCCGCUCGCCCUUAGGAGGCUAUGAUCUGUCUGCACCAAGGACCGUCCAGCUCCCUUCCCGGUGACUGCUGUAGUAGCCAAGGAGCUUGAAGGAUCUGUUGGCCUAUUAUGGAGUUUCCGGACUUGGGCAAGCAUUGUUCAGAAAAAACUUGCAAACAGCUGGAUUUCCUUCCUUUAAAAUGUGAUGCAUGUAAGGAAGUUUUCUGUAAAGAUCACAUCACGUAUGACCAACACAAAUGUACCUCUUCAUAUAAGAAGGAUGUGCAGGUUCCAGUAUGUCCUUUAUGUAACACUCCCAUCCCAGUGAGAAGAGGAGAGAUGCCAGACAUUGUAGUUGGAGCACACAUGGACAGGGACUGCAAAUAUGAUCCUACUCAGCAGAAACAGAGGAUUUUCACAAACAAGUGCUUAAAAGAAGGCUGCAAAAGGAAAGAGAUGAUGAAGCUUGUUUGUAACCAAUGCUGUGGAAACUUCUGUAUAAAACAUCGGCAUCCUCUGGAUCAUGACUGCAAAGGAGCAGGUCGCUCCAUCUCCAAAGCUGGAUCUGCAGCUAUAAUGAGAGCAUCUGAAUCCAACUUCAGGCCAGCUGGAUCAAACAAGAGGCCUUCUAACUGGUAUCUUCAGCGCAACAGGUAUAAACUGAAGUGUGGUUAUGAGAUUAGCAAAACAAGAUGACAUAAAUCAGAGCUUUGUGUCUACAGGAUGUAGAACUGCCAUUGGUACACCUUCCUUAACUUUUAUUAUAGUCGACAUGUGAGCAAUGCCAGGUGUGUAAAGGAGGGGCAUAUAACAGUCCAAGACAUGGCUAAUUAACCAAACAAUCUCUGCAUAGUGGAUAAAUGUACAGUCUUCAAAUUGCUACUUAUUACAAUGACUUAGUAGCUGACUCCGUCCAGCACUUGACCUGGUCAAGAUAUAAGAACUCAUUAUUGGGUCACUAGUAUCAUUAGUUCAGCCAUCAGACUAUUUCGACACUUAACUAGCUAUUCAAACUUUCCUCGUUAGGGUUGAUUGCUGCAGGAUUUGAGCCUAAAUCUGUAACUUAUUCUGCU